CGGAGUCCCAUAAUCCUCUGUUCUUUCUGUCUCCUACCGGGACCCGUACAGCGGCCGGUGAAGAUGGCGAUGGCCGUGGUUGGAAUCCUGGGCCGCCGGCUCCAGCCCCGAGCUGGUCAGCUGCCCACCAUCCAGACUGUUCGCCAUGCUUCCAAGGCUGUCACCCGACAUGUUCGAGUUAUGCACUUUGAGAGACAGAAGCUGAUGGCAUUGACCCAGUAUAUCCCCCCAAAACCUGCUAUUCCCACUUGUUGUCUGCCCCCCCCUCCCAAGCCAGUCUCAGAGGAGUCAGGCUUGACUCAACUGCUCAAGAGGGAGGUGGCAGAAGUUUUCAGAAAAAACCGAAUGAUUGCUGUCUGUCAGAAUGUUGCCCUGAGUGCUGAGGAUAAGCUUCUUGUCAGGCACCAGCUUCGGAAACACAACAUCUUUGUGAAAGUCUUUCCCAAUUCAAUCCUGAGGCCAUUCCUGGCAGAAUCCAAGUACCAAAACCUGCUUCCUCUCUUUGUUGGCCAUAACAUGCUACUGGUGAGCCCAGAACCCAAGGCGAAGGAAAUGCUUCGGGUCCUGAGGAGCGUGCCUGUCCUGCCACUACUGGGUGGCUGCAUCGAUGACACCAUCCUCAGCUAUCAGGGUUUCCUGAAUUACUCCAAACUGCCCUCUCAGUCUUUGAUGCAGGGCGAGCUGGUGGGCGGCCUGAGCUUCCUGACAUCUCAGACUCACUCCCUUCUGCAGCGUCAGCCCCUUCAGCUGUCCGCCUUGUUGGAACAGUACCUCCGACAGCAGCAUGGAGAAGGCAGCGCAGCGUCCGGCCCCGCAGAGCCAGCUUCCCCCAACCUUGCAUCAGACACUUAGCCGGGCUGGUCUCAGCUUCCAUAAAUGUACUUUGACUCAA
Messenger RNA from Antechinus flavipes (yellow-footed antechinus), 892 nucleotides. RefSeq names its product mitochondrial ribosomal protein L10 (gene MRPL10). Gene Ontology annotation, biological process: translation. Lineage: Eukaryota; Metazoa; Chordata; Mammalia; Dasyuromorphia; Dasyuridae. The record is from RefSeq and is a predicted model, not a curated record. Gene Ontology annotation, molecular function: structural constituent of ribosome. The transcript is spliced from 5 exons. The coding region runs from base 64 to 852 and encodes 262 amino acids. Gene Ontology annotation, cellular component: mitochondrial large ribosomal subunit.